Messenger RNA from Chaetomium fimeti, 697 nucleotides. RefSeq lists its product as uncharacterized. The coding region runs from base 133 to 357 and encodes 74 amino acids. NCBI's taxonomy places the organism in Eukaryota, Fungi, Ascomycota, Sordariomycetes, Sordariales, Chaetomiaceae. The record is from RefSeq and is a predicted model, not a curated record. The transcript has a single exon.
GGGUGGGUGGUGGUUACAACCUGGGACUGGGUUGAGGAGACUGGGAUGGGAUGGGAUGGGAUGGGAUGGGAUGGCGUGCAUCUUCUUGGGCAAUGGGAUGGGAUUGACAUUGGGAUUUGACGGGUUACAUCGAUGGAGGGCGAGGGUGAUUCGGGUUCUUGGUCUUGCAUUGUUUUGCUGUUCCAAUGGUUUCUUGUCCUUGGCAUGAGCUUGUGUUUUUCCUCUGCGGCGUUGGUGGAUUGGGGAAGGAAGGGUUUCUUUCCAUUGCUCUCUGUUUACCUACUCACGCUUGGUUGCUCUCCAGCUAGUUGUCUUGUCCCGCAUUCACGUAACUACCUAUAUAGGGCGCCCUGUUGAAUGGAAGGUUUCAGCGUCUUUUCCAUCACAAGCAUCCAAUAUCGUUCACUUCAACAAUUAUCCCUUUUCUUCUUGCGUUUGUCUCAUGGCAGACAGUUCCCUCGCAUACAAGUACAGAAUAGUACUCCAUGAAUUGAGCCUUGGCAUCUUUAACGGAUAGCGCCGGGUCUCUGCUUCAGUCCAGCAGGGCAGGCGAGCUCUUGCUCCGCUCUUCUGCAGCCCAGACCCGCCCAACCACGAGGGCAGCGGGGCAAAAAACGCGACUUCCACAACGUGCCGGGCGCUCCUUCCAUAUCGUCGUUGCCCGAGCGAGACGCCCUAUCCAGAAAUGGAAGCUGGG